UUAAAAGCAGCAACAAUCAGCUGAUCUCUCACUUACAGUUCUUCUUUCGUAUUCUGGUCUUUGGCGACGCCUCCUCUUAUAAAACGGCGUGCGAAAAUCACUGUCAAAGGUUUGGAGGUUUGCAGACCAAAUAAACACUGACAUGGCUCCGACACUGUAUGAUGACAAACCAGAGCCUGGGGACUUGAUUGAAAUCUUCCGUGGCUCCUAUCAGCACUGGGCUGUUUAUGUUGGCGACGGCUUCGUUGUUCACUUGGCACCGCCCUCUGAGGUUGCGGGUGCAGGUGCCAGCAGUAUGAUGUCUGUCCUGGCUGAGAAGGCCCUUGUGAAGAAAGAGGAGCUGUGGGACGUGGUGGGAAUGGACAAGUGGAUAAUCAACAACGGCCUGGACAAGAAGUACACUCCCCGCCCUGCUCGUGCUAUUGUGAGGGAGGCCUGUGCGCUGGUGGGCACAGAGCUGCCGUACUGCGUCUUCAGGGGAAACUGUGAACACUUUGUUAACGAGCUGCGCUACGGAAAGGCCGAGUCCCGGCAGGUGCGAAAGGCGGGAGAAGUGGUCGUGGGCGUCGGCAUCGCUGCAGCUGUGGGUCUGGGUGUCCUGGCUCUGGCAGGCACUCUGUUUGGAGGCAGCAAAAAAGAGAACAACAACACUCAGUGAUGCUCUCGGUCACACCUCUGUGGUCACAUGUAUAGUAGGGGGCUUGAUUAACAGAUCACCAGCGAAGCCUAACUGGUGCUUACCGUAAUCCAUCACAGAUAACACUGCCCAGUUUAUAUGAAAGUAAAUGUUAUUUAUCAGAUUGAUUUCUGCCGUAUAUACUCAACUCAACUGCACCAUCUACUUUCUUUGGUUUGAAGAACAAUGCAAGCCUGGCUGGUUUGGGAUCAAGGCCCUGUAUCUUUUCAUAGUCUUCAAUAUUUUAUGCUCCAAGCACAAUUUCAUCUAAUAGUGUAUUUUAAGUGCCAAAUGAAGCAUGUUUAAAUGUUUUCAUAUGGAUUUCUGAUGAUUUCUGUAGAUAUAUUUUUGGAUUAUGGGGGGGGGGGUCUUUUCAGUGUAACUUUACAUAUGGAAGAAUCAUUUUAAGAUGGUCACUCAUAGUUUCCUAUAAUGAAAUAUUAGUUACUUUAAUUUAAUAUAAUGGGAUCUGAGGUUAAAAUUAGGUAAUGAGCUAAUAAUUACCUAUACCUAAAUAUGCUCAUUUAAUGAAGUGUUCCUACAUCGGACAGAAAGGUCAUGUUAUACCAUUGUAUUUGUAACAAUUUUGAAUAAAGAUUAAUCUGUCCGAA
This is a messenger RNA of Amphiprion ocellaris (clown anemonefish), 1287 nucleotides long. RefSeq names its product phospholipase A and acyltransferase 3-like. Gene Ontology annotation, molecular function: A2-type glycerophospholipase activity; glycerophospholipid phospholipase A1 activity. The transcript has 5 exons. NCBI's taxonomy places the organism in Eukaryota, Metazoa, Chordata, Actinopteri, Pomacentridae. Gene Ontology annotation, cellular component: cytoplasm. Bases 143 to 658 code for a protein of 171 amino acids. The record is from RefSeq and is a predicted model, not a curated record. Gene Ontology annotation, biological process: N-acylphosphatidylethanolamine metabolic process.